AUGGAUUCUAUUAAAAAAAAUACAAUUAAUAGAAUCAAUGGGUUACCAAUAAAUCAUAAUAAUCUUAGUAAAACAUCAAUCAUUAGUAUGGAUGAUGAUUAUAAUUCAAAUUCAUCAUUCUAUUCAACAAAUAAUAGUAUUUUAAAUAGUGUUACUAAAAAUAGUAAUUAUUUAAAUAAUAAUAAUAAUAAUAAUAAUAAUAAUAAUAAUAAUAACAAUAUAAGUAUUAGUAAUUGUAACAAUAACAAUACCAAUAAUAAAAUAAAUGAACAAUUAAAAACUUUUAAUAAUAUUUUUGAAGAAAAAGGAGAAUUUCUCAAAGAGGAAAUUGAUAAUAAAUUUAAUGAUAUCAUUUCAUUAAUGAAUCAAUCUAAAAAUCAAUUAUUUCUAUCUUUAAAUGAUAUAGAUUCACUCUAUGAUUUAUCACCAUUAUCAACAACUUCAACAAUAACUUUAGAAAAUAAUAAUAAUAAUAAUAAUAAUUUAAUUAAAUUUAAAUUAUUUAAUAAUGAUUCAAUUAAAAAAUAUAUAUUACCAGUAUCAAGUAAAACAAUUAAAUUUAAACAAAGACAAAUAUUAAUUGAACAACAAGAAUUUAAUGAAAAGCAUAAUCAACAAAAACAUUUAUUAGAAUUACAAAGACAACAAGUAUUAUCGGAUCAACAAAACCAAUUCCAAGAACAACAUAAACAACAAUUAUCAUUGAAACAACAGGAAUUGGAAGCCAUUCAACAGGAUACAAAUAAAGUGAAACAGCAAUUGAUUGAAACUCAUGAUAAACUUUUAAUUGAGAAAGAGAAACAAUUCAAACAAGAUUUGAAUUCAUUAGAAUUAAAUUUACAAAAUAAAUUCACUAAUGAAUAUCAAAGUAAGGAACAAGAGUUCAAUAAAAAACUUGAACAACAGCAACAACAACUUGAAAAACAAUUCCAACAAACUAAAGAGUUAUUGAUAGUUCAAGAGACUUUGACAUUGAAAUCAAAAUUAACAACUGAAUUCCAAGAGCAAUUGAAAACUCAUCAAGAUCAAAUUAACAAACAAGAAUUACUCUUAAAACAACAAGAAUAUCAAUUGUUCCUAAAACAACAAGAAAUCUCUUCAAUUCAAAAACAACAUCAAGACGAUUUAUCAUCAUUAAAAUCAAAAUUAUCUUCUGAUCAAGACCAAAUUAAAAAACAACUCUUACAACAAGAAUCUGAUCUUUUAAAAAAACAACAAGAAUUAUUAUUAAAACAACAAGAGCUUGAUAUUCAAUCAAAACAAUUAAAAGAAGAACAAGAAAAACAACAACAACAACAAGAAAAACAACAAGAAAAACAACAACAACAACAACCAGUAGUAGUACCAGUUAAACCAACAACAUCAACAGUAGUAUCAGCAACAACUGCAACAUUAAUUAAAGCACCAAUUGUUUCAACUACUACAGUUAGUACAGCUACAGUUAGUAAAUUAGUUACAAAUGGUAUUGCAAAGCCAACACCACUUACAACAAUGAAACAAACAGUUACAGCUGUUCCAACAUUAAUGGAUAAUAAAACUAGAUUGAAGAAACUUGUGCCAACAGCAACAACAACUACUACAAAAGAAGAAAAUAAUAAAGAGUAUGAUAAAAUGAUGCAAGAAUUAGAUACACAACCAAAUAAUUCAAAUUUAAAGAAUUUAAAUGAAAAGAAACUUGAAACUUUGAAACAACAACUUACUUUUGAUGAUAGUGUUUCCUUUUCAAAUGGAAAUGAUGAAUCAUCAAUUAAUCUAUCAAAAUAUUUAGAAGAAACUAAUAAAUCUGUUGAAAAUACUUUUGAUAUAAUGUCAAAUACAUUAAAGAGAAAGAAUGAACCAAUUCAACAACCAUCAUCAUCAUCCUCACAACUAUCAUCCUCUCAACAACCAUCAUCAUCAUCAUCAUCAUCAUCAUCAUCAAUUGGUUUAAAGAAAAGGUUAAGUGAUGAUAAAACUACAAUUGUUACAUCAAAACCAACAAAUAAAGUUCAACCACAAUCUUUAAAUAGUAAUAUAAAUAAUAAUGUAGUACCACCAUCACCAGUUGCUGCAAUUGCAAAUAAAUUAAAGAAACAACAAGAAUUAGAGAAAUUAAAAUUGGAAGAAGAGGAAAGAUUAAGAAAGAAACAAGAGGAACAAUUAGCAAAGAGAGAAGUUGAAAAGGAACAAGAAAGAUUAGAGAAAAAGAAAAAGAAUGAUGAAAAGAGAAAGAAAGUUGAAGAGAAUCAACAACAACGUAUCCUUGAGGAAGAGAAAAAGAAAAAAGAAGCUGAAGAUCGUGAAUUGGCUAGAAAACAUAAAGAAGACUCUGAUAAAAAGAAGAGAGAGGAAGAAGAAGAUGCUAAAAAGAGAAUUCAAGAAAGAUUUAGAGAGACUCAAGAACAAGAAAGAAAAAGAGAAGAAUUUAAAAAACAACAACAAGAACAAGAACUUGCUCGUAUUAAAAAAGAAAAACUACAACAAGAAAAAUUACAACAAGAAAAAGAAAAACAAGAAAAACAAAAACAACAACAACAACAACAAGAAGAAGAACAACAAAAGAAAAAAACUGUACAAACUAUUUUACCAACACCACAAACUCCAAGUAGAUCAGCAAAUAAUAAUUAUGAUGAUGCUGCUAAUACAGCAUCAGCAACCAAAGCAAAAUAUGCUCUCUCUUCAAUUCUUAGUAUGGUAUUCGGUGCUACUAAAAGCCCACAUUUCAAACCGUCAACUUCUCAAGAUGACCAAGACGAUGAUGAUUGCGAAGAUUAUGAUGGCACAGAUGAAAAUAGUGAAAAUGAAGCUAAAGGUGAAUAUCAAGAUGAUUCUGAUCAAGAGAUUGAAGAACAAUUUGAAAAUGAUUCCGAUGAAUCUAUGGCUUCAACUGAAAGUAAUGGUGAUAUUUAUUUCAAUAAAAAUAAAAAUAGUAAUAAUAGUAAUAAUAAUAAUGACGUUAAUCAAAGUAGAAAAGAUAAAUCAAUCGUAUUUGAUAGUGAUAGUUUAAAUAGAAAUCAUAAUGAUAGUAAUAAUAGUUCUGAAGAAGAAGAACCAGAGAGGGAUCCAGUAUUCCUUACUCCACUUCCAAAGAUUUUAUCAAAUAUGAAGAAUAAUAAUAAUAAUAAUACCUAUAGUAAUAGCCCUGUAAUUAAAGGUUUAUCACCACCAUCAUCAGUUAGUGAUUAUAGUCCAUCAAGUGAAAGUAAUGAUUGUUUCUCACCUCUCACACCAACAAAUAAUAAUAAAAUCAAUAAUAACAAAAUCAAUAAUAAUAAUAGUAAUAAUAAUAGUUUUAAUAAUAGUAAUUCAUAUCGUGGAUUAUCACCAGCACAAAUUAUUGAAUCACAUACUCCAAAAUGUAUUAAUCGUUCUGGUGAAAGUAAAACAUCACCAUUUUUAACAAUUAGAAAUACACCAUCACCAUUAAAGAAUUCACCAAUUAAAUUUAAUAUGUCAUCAGCUUCAUCUUUAUCUUCAUUCGAUUCAGAUAAUGAUAGUGAUUAUAAUGAUAACGAUAUUGAUGAUGGAGAGAUUUUAGGUAAUCCAAAUGAAAAUUUUACAACACCACUAAAAAACCAAGAGAAUAAUAAUAAUAAUAAUAGUAAUAAUAGUAAUACUCAAUAUCCAAUUAUAACAUCACCACCAUCAAAUGAAGAUGGUGAUGAAAAUUAUUAUUUCGAAGAGGAAGAAAUAGAUUAUGAAUAUGAUAAAAGGGUACCUGAUUGGGCAAAGAAUCAUAAUUUAGACAACUCUUUAAAACAACAAAGAUUCUAUGAUCCAGAUCGUAUCUUUUCAAUGAUUGGUCCAGUUUAUUUAUAUGAAAUUUUCCCAAAACAAGAUUUAGGUGGUAAAAUUAAAGAUUUUUCAAAAGUUAAAAGAAACCUCUCAAGUGAUUGGAGUAGAGAUUGUAAUACUGAAAAAGAAGAUAUUUCUUAUAAAAAGAAUAUGGGUUUUACUAAUCCAAUCAUUGUUAAUAAAAAAUAA
Messenger RNA from Dictyostelium discoideum AX4, 3963 nucleotides. RefSeq names its product inner centromere protein, ARK binding region family protein (gene icpA). The record is from RefSeq and is a predicted model, not a curated record. Gene Ontology annotation, cellular component: cleavage furrow; chromosome, centromeric region; nucleus. The transcript has 2 exons. NCBI's taxonomy places the organism in Eukaryota, Evosea, Eumycetozoa, Dictyosteliales, Dictyosteliaceae. Bases 1 to 3963 code for a protein of 1320 amino acids.